Molecule: messenger RNA, 495 nt
Organism: Serpula lacrymans var. lacrymans S7.9
Lineage: Eukaryota; Fungi; Basidiomycota; Agaricomycetes; Boletales; Serpulaceae
Exons: 1
Coding region: 42-404 (120 amino acids)
Source: RefSeq, a predicted model, not a curated record
AUCAAAGUCGUCGAGCAACCACCCUAAAGGCGUUGCAACGCAUGCUCGUGUCAUUGCAGUAUGUUCUCUGGACAAGCAGCACACAACGGUUGCCUUUAGAAGUGAUGCAGUCUGUACUGCAAGUGGCAGUGAUGCCCGAGUACCUGUGUGUUACGUUCCAGAAUCCCAAGCAGAGGUUGAACACGGUCCAUAUGCCUGUGGAGCGAGCACAAGUACAAGUUGAUUAUCUUGGUAUUCUUCACGACCGCCUACGAAACGUAACGGCAGAUGACGCUCCCACAGGUCGUGCAACUCUUCGUCUAUACGUCUGGGGUAGGCCGAGAGAUUGUCGUAAAGAAAGGACCGAGAGCACCAGGAUAGGAAAACAUUGUAAUACAUUGCCUGUGGACAGGAGUGAUGAAUGAAUGUAUAGAAUCUGAUACGAUAAAGCCCAAGUCAAACAUAGCAUCAAGUCUUCCUGUACUUCUGUGAUGCAGGUAAUAAGUGUGGCAGUGG